This is a messenger RNA of Anolis carolinensis (green anole), 780 nucleotides long. It is a transcript of the gene rbm8a, whose product is annotated as RNA binding motif protein 8A. The transcript has 6 exons. Gene Ontology annotation, biological process: RNA splicing. Gene Ontology annotation, cellular component: nucleus; exon-exon junction complex; cytoplasm. The coding region runs from base 109 to 633 and encodes 174 amino acids. Gene Ontology annotation, molecular function: mRNA binding. Lineage: Eukaryota; Metazoa; Chordata; Lepidosauria; Squamata; Anolidae. The record is from RefSeq and is a predicted model, not a curated record.
CCCUCUCAGGCACCGAAGGGACUGCGCAUGCGCAGAGAAGCCUCUUGUGCUGUGGAGGGGUAGGCCGCGGAACCUUUCUUUUCCUAGUCUUCGGAGCUUCGGGUCGCGAUGGCGGACGUCUUGGACCUCCACGAGGCGGGCGGCGAGGACUUCGCCAUGGACGAGGACGGCGACGAAAGCAUCCACAAACUGAAGGAAAAAGCAAAGAAAAGGAAAGGCCGAGGCUUCGGGUCAGAGGAAGGCUCCCGGGCCCGGGUUCGAGAGGAUUACGACAGCGUGGAGCAAGAUGGCGACGAGCCUGGGCCACAGAGAUCGGUGGAAGGCUGGAUCCUCUUUGUGACGGGAGUCCACGAGGAAGCCACCGAGGAGGACAUUCACGAUAAGUUUGCAGAGUUUGGGGAGAUCAAGAACCUCCACCUCAAUCUGGACCGCCGGACGGGGUAUCUGAAGGGUUACACACUGGUGGAGUACGAGACGUACAAAGAAGCGCAGGCGGCCAUGGAGGGGCUGAACGGGCAGGACCUGAUGGGGCAGCCCAUCAGCGUGGACUGGUGCUUCGUCCGCGGACCCCCCAAAGGGAAACGCAGAGGCGGCCGCAGACGGAGCCGGAGCCCCGACCGAAGAAGACGCUGAUCUUCCCAUUGAAAUCCCAUAACGACGGUAGUUUUGUCUUUGGGAUUUUUAUUAUUAUUUGGUGCCGGUCACACGGAAGAGUCUCCCACAUCUUCUGGAUUUUUUAUGGAAUAAAAAUGCAAUGGGUUUGUUUUUGUUUUAAGGAAA